Neurospora crassa OR74A is the source of this 357-nucleotide messenger RNA. RefSeq lists its product as hypothetical. Bases 1 to 357 code for a protein of 118 amino acids. NCBI's taxonomy places the organism in Eukaryota, Fungi, Ascomycota, Sordariomycetes, Sordariales, Sordariaceae. The record is from RefSeq and is a predicted model, not a curated record. The transcript is spliced from 2 exons.
AUGAACCGCGAACUGGUAUCGGAACCUAUCCCCCUCAUUCCAUCCUACCAGUUCUGCCUGAUCUGUAUAUCACCCACCCACGGAGACACCACUGACGGCGGUCGUCUGAUCGAGAGCACAGCAAGAAUGCGAAUUGCGCUUAUGAGCUGGGCAAUCGACGUCGUGCGGCCUAUUGUCCCACGGGUAACGAACACGUCGUACAAGUCCCAUUGUCGACGCUGGUCCGUUUACGGUUUGUUCGCCUUCGGCGCCGUCGUGGGUCUCUCGUUUGCCUGUCACCCAUACGUGCAAACCCUGGGGUACAUGGCCGCUAGCCAGCUGGUGUCAACUUCCGUGGAGAGGAAAGCCAUGCUGUGA